AUGCUCUCCGCGCUCCAAAACCCGCGGCAAGCCGCCGCCCAAGUCCUCAACUUCGCGCUGAUACUAUCCACCGCCUUUAUGACGUGGAAAGGGCUCUCCGUGCUCGCCGACUCUCCCUCACCCAUCGUAGUCGUGCUAUCAGGCUCAAUGGAGCCGGCGUUCCAGCGCGGCGAUCUACUCUUCCUCUGGAAUAGGAAUCUGAUGGAGGAUACGAAGGUGGGGGAGAUAGUGGUGUAUAAUGUGAAGGGGAAGGAUAUCCCGAUUGUGCAUCGGUUGGUGAGGAAGUUUGGGAGGGGAGAAGACGCCAAACUCCUCACGAAAGGCGACAACAACGUAGCAGACGAUACGGAACUCUACGCCCGCGGACAGGACUACAUCGAGCGGAAAGACAUCAUCGGCAGCGUGGUAGCAUACAUCCCGUUCGUGGGCUACGUAACUAUCCUAUUGAGUGAACAUCCGUGGUUGAAGACUGUUAUGCUGGGGAUUAUGGGGUUGGUGGUCGUGCUGCAGAGGGAAUGA
Cadophora gregata is the source of this 519-nucleotide messenger RNA. RefSeq names its product Signal peptidase complex catalytic subunit (gene SEC11). Lineage: Eukaryota; Fungi; Ascomycota; Leotiomycetes; Helotiales; Ploettnerulaceae. Bases 1 to 519 code for a protein of 172 amino acids. Gene Ontology annotation, cellular component: membrane; signal peptidase complex. The transcript is spliced from 2 exons. The record is from RefSeq and is a predicted model, not a curated record. Gene Ontology annotation, molecular function: serine-type endopeptidase activity.